AUGCAUCGGACUCACCCUCGGAGGCUGCUUUGCGCAAUGUUGACUUGGCGCAGGGCUUUUUCAGAUCAACUUGUCACUGCGUGAUCUAUUUCUACUGCUCCUCAUGCUCGUCCUGUGCGUUAUGCACCCUCGCCAAGCACCAGGAUGACUGUCUGGCAGUCGACCAAGCGAGUAGAUCUGGCUGACAAUGCCAUUCUGGUAUCUCUGAUUCUCGGGCUCGCCGGACUAGUGCUCUUUUACCUUCGCCAUGCCUCAAGAUUCCGUUCAGGACUAUCUUCCCCGCUCCGGCUCUUUUCAAGCGUCACGCUCCUCUGUACUCUCUGGGAUUUUCUUCAUCCAGAAUAUGCUGCUCUACUGGGUGCGAUAAUUCCUCCCGUACAAUUCCAAGCCAUUCAUAUCCUCAGCGCGACCCAAUCCGGGACAUAUUCCACGAUUACCGCAGCCAUUGCUCCUUUCGCCAUACUAAGCGGUAUCCUGAUUGCCUUGAAUGGCAAAUGCCGCCCCUUCUAUUUCCUCGGCUACAUCUGCGUCACUGCUGGCAUGGGCCUGUUCUCCCUCAACGAUUAUUCACCCGUGCGUGACUAAGCCGGCUUCCCAGUUGUUUUCGGCGUCGGCUCAGGCAUGGUCCUUUCUACCACACUAACCUUUAACCAGGCCACACUUCCGGAGAUAUCACAACCGCUACGGCCACAUGAGCCUUCAUGCGCAACUUGGACUGGGUUUUGGCAGUUGCUAUUCCGAUGUUAAUAUUCAGUGUGCGGGUCUAGAUUCUGUUAGAA
Aspergillus caelatus is the source of this 779-nucleotide messenger RNA. RefSeq lists its product as uncharacterized. The transcript has a single exon. Lineage: Eukaryota; Fungi; Ascomycota; Eurotiomycetes; Eurotiales; Aspergillaceae. The record is from RefSeq and is a predicted model, not a curated record. The coding region runs from base 145 to 585 and encodes 146 amino acids.